Chiloscyllium plagiosum (whitespotted bambooshark) is the source of this 1456-nucleotide messenger RNA. Its product is annotated as galanin peptides. The record is from RefSeq and is a predicted model, not a curated record. Gene Ontology annotation, biological process: neuropeptide signaling pathway. NCBI's taxonomy places the organism in Eukaryota, Metazoa, Chordata, Chondrichthyes, Orectolobiformes, Hemiscylliidae. Gene Ontology annotation, molecular function: galanin receptor binding; neuropeptide hormone activity. Gene Ontology annotation, cellular component: extracellular region; secretory granule.
ACUCUCUGCAAUAACUUCUGCGAUGAUAGACAUUGCUCUCGUCAAGAGACAAAAUUGUUAUUUCAGCAAUACUCGGGGCUUCAACCAAUAGAAGCAGUAACAUCACAUCGUCGAAUUUAGAAGAAAAUACUCAGAGGAAAAACAGGAUGCCGCGAUUCGCCAGUGUCCUCUGUCUGUCUCUAGUCUUGUGUGCCGCCGUCUCCCAUUCUUUCGGGCUCGUCCUUUCGCAGGCAAAGGAUAAACGGGGGUGGACAUUAAACAGUGCAGGAUACCUACUAGGACCACAUGCUGUGGACAAUCACCGAUCCUUAAGUGACAAGAAUGGCCUGGCUGGCAAACGUGAACUGCAGCUUGAAGAUGAAAUUAAGCGUGGUAACUUGCUACAAAACCUUGCUGAUGAAAGUGCUGCUCGCAUAGCCAUUGAAUUUCUUGUAUACUUGCAUCUAAAAGAGAUUGGGGCCCUUGACAAUCUGCCAUCACUAUUAUCAUCUGAAGUUCCCCAACCGUAGUUGGAGCAACUCGUCUGGAAUGUGAACUAUGGAAUCAGUGACUGCAGCCCAAUCUCUGCAGUGAACAAAUCAAAUAUAACUGAUAUCAGAAAUCUCAAUCAACUUCCAGUACCUUUGACUUAGUAUUAAGAUCAAUACUUUGUGAAAUUAAUUGCAUUCCCAAACUGAAAAGGUGAAAACUAAUAAAAUUAGCACCUGCAACAACUGUAUUUCACAGCUUAGAAUUUAUUUUCUCAAUUAAAUUUCCUCUGCAAAACAGCACUAAAGUAACUGAGAGGUCCAUAAGUAUCUAACUAUUGCUGUUAUUCUCUUAGCCCAUCAGUGUACCUUCAAUUACAACAAGAAAUGCUAACAGGUCGCUUCAUGCCUCAGUAAGAAGGACUUGCUGUAGCAACUAACCUAUAUUCCCAUAUUAAAUGGGCGUUUCAUUACAACAGUUACAUAAAUUCAAAGGGUUACAUGUGGAGUAGCAUAAUAGAAACAUUAGUCAGAGACAUGGUACAAUCCCUUUAUAUUGACACAUUAUUCAAUCUUUCACUGGAGGGGUAAUCAAAUGUCUUUCAGAAUAAUAUUAUGCCUUUAAUGUACAGGCAAAAUGUACAGUUGAUCUCAACACAGUCCCUUUGGUCAAUUUUCCCAAGUUUUUUCAUUGUCUCCUCCCACCUUGUGACCACCCAACAACCAAUCACAACAAAAUGAAUGUUCCUUCAGUUGAGUGAAAAAACAUUUCUGAAGACAAGACUGAAUAAAUGCAUUGUUUAAUCUUCUAAUGUGCUCUUAAUUAUCUGAAGCUACUAAAUCCAAUAAUUAAUCAUCUCCAUUGCUCUCAGCAUAGUGGGUGAUUAAUGUAUUUUUUAAAUUCUUCGCUGCUUCCUAAUUUGCCUUACCUAUGUAAUAUUAAUAUAACAUACCUAUAUAAUUGUGGGAAAAGAUCUGCUAACCCACGA